Messenger RNA from Bactrocera latifrons, 2435 nucleotides. RefSeq lists its product as uncharacterized. Lineage: Eukaryota; Metazoa; Arthropoda; Insecta; Diptera; Tephritidae. Gene Ontology annotation, cellular component: plasma membrane. The record is from RefSeq and is a predicted model, not a curated record.
UCACCGAAAUGCUACAAACAGCCAAAUUGUUGGCACGCAAAGGCAGYCGCCAAUCGAAUGGGCUCACUUUUGGUGAAUUUUGUGUGCUGGCAGCCGAUCUAAAACGCUUUCGCACAUCGACUUUCUCGCCGUCGAUUUGUGACAAGGUAAAUCUAUUAAGCUCUCUACAGCAGGAAAACAAUGACAAUAGCAGUCGUGUUGUUGAGGCUAAUAAUGGCACGCUGUGCCACACGGCAACAACAGCAACGGGCACCGAAUUGCGUAGUACAAAAUCCUUAAGUAAUGUCGAAGACUGUAAGCGAAAAUUGUCAAAGGGCGACACAUCGGCACCGGUUGAGGUAUUCCUAGGCGGUUCAUGUAAUCCCACCACCUGGCGGGCCGAUGUCGCCAUACCAGCGUUGAAUGAACUGGGCAUUUCCUUCUAUAAUCCCCAAGUAUCUGAUUGGACGCCUGAUCUCAUCGAGCUGGAGCAUCGCGCCAAAGAGAAGGCGCGUGUUUUGUUCUUCGUUAUGGAUUCGGAGACGCGCGCUUCUGCUGGUGCCAUUGAGGCGGCACAUAUAGCGGGUCAAAACUGCAAGCAGCUGGUGUUGGUACUACAUCCAUAUAAACGUAAUCAAUCUAUACUUAAUGAACAAAUAUCCCAGCAAGAAUACAUUGACCUCCGGCGCAAUCAGUUAAUAUUGAAGGAGUUGGUCACACGUCGUGGCCUACCAGUUAUGGAUGAUAUACCAUCGGGUCUGCAGCGCACCAAAGACAUUUUGGCUGGCAUUAGAGAUCCACCCUCGAAUAUAGCAACGAUUUUAGUUGUCGUGCGUGGCGCCUUCGAUCGCGUUAAUCCCGUGAACGGCGCCAUCACAGUUGUACAAUGUCAACGCGCUCUCUUAUACUUAGGUUACGCUCAGAGUCUAGUUAAAUUAGACAAUUUAAAUAAGAUAAUCGCCACACAACGUGAAACGUUGGAAGCGCUACAAAAACGCAGUACAAAAUCUGGUGYUCAGCCAGAGCUUAACAGCAGCGAGCAUGCCACUAAGAAGAGCUCAUCCGCAUCAUCGUGCAGCUCCGACACACCCACAGCUUCGUUGAACGAAACAUUGGAUGUCGACUUUGAUUUAUUCUGCGUGAUUUCGGCUUAUCUCUCAGUGCUGCAGCAGGAAAUACAAGAAAGUGGUUGCAUUUCGCCCAUAAAGGGUACAAAUGUGCCACCACCGCCGGUCUAUCUUACCAAUAUGCAAGGUGACGAAAGCAAUUUCGCUAUCAGCUAUUUCACCAGUAAAAAUAUUUCACGCACCUCCAGUCAAACUAGUGUACCCGGCAGCGAUGAACGUCCCAGCAGCACGGAUUUGUUGAGUCGCAAUCGUGAUAGUGGCACCUCUUCACCGCAACCGUUAGAUCAACCGAUGAAAUCACGCUCGGCCGCACAGUUAGGUAAAGCAAAAACAAAAAUUCUUGUCAACAUCGAAUCUAUAGAAACAACCGAAAUCACAACAACUAUACAAACUGCUCAUACACCAACAACACCACCUAAUACUUCUACCACUACCGCCACAGCUUAUCCWAUAUUGAGCGCACACUCAACAGCCGCWUAUCCGCUGGYACAAUUGAACGCCARCGCCGCACAGCUGCACUCAACCUAUCCGGAUGGCAGCGUAACAGCGGAGGAGGAGAGCGAUUCGAAUGAUUCGGUAUUCUCAUCCAGCAGUUCCAUUAAUUCCGUCAAUUGCAAUUAUGGUGGCAAUAAUGAGUUCUUAACYUUCGCUGGCACCGAUUUCCGUGAUGUCUACCUUGGKGGCAGUUGCUUUUUGCGCACCAAAUGGCGUCAAGACAUCGCUAUGCCGUAUUUGAAGACAAAAGGUGUCACCUUCCAUCUACCCGCGCUGCAUGAGAGUUUGCAAGCAACACAGCUGGACAGCAGCUUGCCGGAUAAAGUGUACGAGGAUGCACGUCAAUUGGGCGCCGCACAGGAGAAGUCACUAAAGCGUACACGUCGAAAAUAUCGUGGCGCCGCUUUGGAAGAAGAGGAGGAGGAAGARCUGACCGUGUCGGAGGAGACCUACAGCUGGGCGUUGCCACCGAUGCGUCCGAGUCUCUACAAUCCAUCGUUGCUGGAUGCCAGUCGCGUGUUGUUGUUCAUCAUCACGAAUGAGACGCGUUCGUUGGCGCCCAUGACGCUGGCGGCGCAYUGCAUCGGCUUGAUGUACAAUGUGGUGUUGGCCGUGCAAAUGUUGCCCGACGAUUGUGUAAUCAACAAUGAGAAGCUCACGCCAGCUGCUAUUAAGGAUUACAAUCGCGGUCGUUCGUAUCUUAUCGAUUUGGCCAAACGUCAGGGUGUGCCUGUUUUUAGCGAUUUGAAGGCAGCUUUGGAAUGUACUGUGGACAAGAUAAAAGCGUGCAACUCGCGUGGCAGUCGUUAUGAUUGAAGUGUUGUAUCAAAAAAA